Misgurnus anguillicaudatus (oriental weatherfish) is the source of this 1489-nucleotide messenger RNA. RefSeq lists its product as uncharacterized. Gene Ontology annotation, molecular function: arylformamidase activity. NCBI's taxonomy places the organism in Eukaryota, Metazoa, Chordata, Actinopteri, Cypriniformes, Cobitidae. The record is from RefSeq and is a predicted model, not a curated record.
CGUUCAGUGCGCAUGCUACAGGCAGGCUACAGGAAGUCUGCGUGCUGUGUACACAGUACAGUUUGCAUGCGCAGAUCUCGGAAUACAGGACACUGCAGGUGAUCUGUACUCUUCGCAUCAACGAUAUUCUGAGCAACUUUCAUUUGGUAUUGAAUCUGACCACCAGCAGUUGGCACAAGAAUAAUGAUUGGGUUAAAGUGCUACUUCUCUCUUCCUGUGGCAGCAGGGGCUUUAUUUGUCGUACUCCCUUACAGUAUAUCUCUGGUUGCCCAAUGGCUUUAUGGCUGGCCCAAUAAACCUGGGUACCAAAAAUACAUAGAAGCUCUCAAACCAAGGCGCAUAUACUGUUUGACAAGAGCCGUGCUUGAGAUGCUGAAGUAUCUGCAGUAUGGGAAACUGUAUUUUCAGUGGAAAUUGUGGUACAAAAAUGACAAAAAUAACAAGCACUAUGUGAAAGGCAUCACCUUUGGUCGCAGAGGUAACAAACUAGAUUUAUACUAUUCACCAAAUGUGGGCCGUUCCGAUGCUGGUCCUGUACCGGUGGUUAUAUUUGUGUAUGGAGGUGCCUGGGGCUCAGGAGACAGAUCCAUUUAUUGUCUUUUAGCUCUACAAAUGGCAAAAGAGCUUAAUGCCUCUGUAAUUUGUCCAGAUUAUUCCAUAUAUCCAAAGGGAAAUGUUUUAAAUAUGGUUCAAGAUAUUUGUGACAGUUUGCUGUGGGUGAGAGAAAAGGGCCAAACUUUCAAUCUUGACAAAGACAACAUAGUUUUAAUGGGCCAUUCUGCAGGGGCUCAUCUGUGUGCCCUUACAACACUGUUUCUAUUAAAUGGUGAAAAAGAGCUGUUCAUUGAGAAUCACAAACAGAGAGAACUUGCAUCUGCCAUUAAAGGACUCAUCGGUCUAAGUGGAGUGUACAAUAUAAUGGAUCAUUAUAAACACGAGAAAAUGCGGGGUGUUGAGUACGUGUCAACUAUGCACAAAGCUAUGGAUGGGAUGGAGAAUUUUGAGUAUUACUCACCGACAUCAUUACUCGAGAAAUUCAAUGAGGAUCAGUUGAAACGAGUUCCUCCAGUGACAUUACUUCAUGGAAGCAGUGACAUCAUAGUACCAGUGGAGUCAUCAGUGAGAUUUUCUGAGCUGCUCACGUCUCUUUCUGUUAGGAUGUCUUUUUAUCUAAUACCUAAAAUGAACCAUACUGAGAUGGUCACUGACCUUAUGGCACCAGACAGGCACUUUUACCACACUGUUUAUGGCUGUAUUAAACAGGAAUACAGUAAAUUUUAGAGUUAUGUUAUCACGUCAUGAAAUUACUAAUAUUUAAUUUACAAAUAGUGUUAUUUUAAAGUUUACAUUUUAAUUGUUUAAUUUUAUGUUCACUAAUGUCACAGUAUGCCUCAUUUACAACGUAUGUUAAAUACAUAUUUGUACAAGAUGGUGAAAACUUGUUAGUUAUGUGCUUGUUAUCUGUCUAAUAAAUUGUACUUAAAAAUCA